Molecule: messenger RNA, 1164 nt
Organism: Zingiber officinale
Lineage: Eukaryota; Viridiplantae; Streptophyta; Magnoliopsida; Zingiberales; Zingiberaceae
Exons: 3
Coding region: 252-707 (151 amino acids)
Source: RefSeq, a predicted model, not a curated record
GGGAUAAGGGCAUUUUUGUCUUUUGGGCGCAUUGAGGGUUUGGAGUGCUUUUAAGCACUGUUCAUAGAUUAUGUUCGGUGGAAUUUUUUCGUUUCGGGAGGCCGCCGCCAGCAUGAAGGAAAGGAAGUCUUCUUCCUCCCCAUCUUGCACUGUUUGCCAGGGCCAUCGCCGCCCUUCGCCGCCAACUGCCUCCGUUGCUCUCCUCCUCCUCGCGACGUAGGCACCGCGCCGCCGCCAUCAUUUCCUUCCGGAUGCCGCCGCCGCUGCUGCCACCGGUCGGAGCUCCCCACACGCGGCCUUUCCUUGCCACUGCCCACAUCACGGGUGUCGCCACUCCGAUCCUAGCCUUCAUCCCUUCCUACGCCGAGGUGUUGCGGGUGCCGGCGCCACUACUGCCGGCGAAGGGCUCCGGAUGGAGCCUACCUUGCUGCAGGCAGCAACAUCUCCGCUGCAGGCAGCAACAUCUCCGCUGCAGGCAGCAACAUCUCCGCUGCUACACCUCUUCGCAGCGCCACCCACAGCCACAGCGUCCAGCCGCCGAGUCCGGCGGCCAGCGCCUCCAGCGUCCAGCGCCGUCACCUCCGGCAGCCCCUGUCGCAGCCACCGACACCUCCGGGCAGCCGUCAUCACCCUCCAAGCAGCCGUCAUCUGACGGGCUUAGGUUUGCUUAUUCAGGCCUUCGCGCCAAGAUUAUGUUCGGCUUGUGAGCCGAUGUGGAUCCGGCCAUCGUGCCGUUGUAUUCCAUUCUUCGUACCAUUAUUAUGCUUGUGAGUCAUUCGUAUUAUCCGGCCUGCAUGCCGUGUGCCGGCCUGUGAGCCGCUGUAUUGUUCCGGGCCGCUACGACUCGAUUAGCGACAUGACCAGCUCAUCCAUCCUUCCGAGGGCGCCCCCCCGGGCCAGGAGGCAUUGCUUGGAAAGGAUCCGCAUCUUGCCAGGAGGACAGAUAAGAAGGGGCAUAUGGCUGUGAAGGGCACAAACUGUGAAGUUGUUAAAGCCCUUGUGGAUGCUGAUCCAGCAAUAGUGAUGCUACCAGACAGAGGUACAUUGUAAAUGUAUUACAUAUUACAUUUCUGGUGCUCUGGUUCGAGUUGCUUAUGUUAGCUGCAACAAUUUAUUCAUUUAGGAAGCUUUCAAUAUAUGGUGUUAGCUUUCUCUUCUUUUGUA